CUGGGCGACAUGGGUUGAGUAUCUGCUCCGUCCCCUCGGUAAGACCUGUCCUUGUUAGCACUUAUCGUAAAGCAAAUACGAAUGUACACGAAGGGUUCGCUUUACUGCUUACAACCCCGCCUCACGUGCAAGGGUAUGUAUCCCCAAGGUUUUUAAACGCAAGGAGAGCGCAUGUCCAGCUUAGGCAAACUGCAGCAGAAAGUAUGGAUAACCUCCGGGGGCACCAUGUUGUUGCUGCGAUUGCGACUAUCUUAGUUGCGUACCUUACUCGUGCCAUCGCUUGCUUCUUCCGUCACAGGAAGCUUAUGAGCAAAUAUCCAGGGCCACCUUAUCAUAAAUUAUGGGGACAUAUUCUUCUCUUGGGCGAGUACCGAAAGACAAAGCCGAUUCGCAUGCAUCCCCACUAUCUGCCAGCCCUACUCGCUGAGGACUACAACCUUGGUCCAGUCUUCUUGUUCGACACCUAUCCAGCCGGUCCCGCAAUUUUGAUCGUCAAUGACCCUGGUCUCGCUCAUGAAGUUUCAACUGUACAGAAUUACCCCAAAUCCCAACUCCUAGGGGAGGCGUUAGAACCGGUUGCUGGGCCUCAAAACCUCGUGGUAAUGGAAGGGGCUCUAUGGAAGAAAUGGAGAGCGAUUUUCAACCCCGCUUUCUCCAUGACGCAGUUGAUGACGCUGGUUCCUUUGGUCGUUGAUUCUACAAUGGUAUUUGUUGACGGCCUCGACAAGUUUGCCUCGAAGAACGACCCGUUUAGGCUUGAGGAGCCUGCAACCCAUCUGACUAUAGAUAUCAUUGGGAAAGUGAUUCUGAAUCAUGACUUCAAGUCACAGACCACGCAGAACGAGUACGUUGAUGCCAUGCGUGCACAACUUACAUGGCUGAGGGACCGUACCUCCUUCAACCCUCUCCAUAUCUACAAUCCGAUCCGUCCCAUUAUAAAUCUAUACUACACAUGGCGGAUGAGACGAUAUCUAGGCAAGCUCUUAGACGCGCGGUUGACAGCCCGCGCCGGCAAUGCUUCAAACACACGUCAGAGAGUCGGCAUUGAUCUCGCACUGGACACUUAUUUUGCAGAAUAUAGCCGGGGGAAGGGAGAUGACAUGAACCUGCUCAAGAUGGAUCCCGAAUUCCGCCAAUAUGUCAUCGACAAUUUCAGGAUGCUGCUUGUCGCCGGUCACGACACCACAUCAUCAACCGUCGCGUACGCAUUGUACCGUCUCUCCCGCCAUCCAGACAUCCUCGCCAAGCUGCGCGCCGAGCACGACAAGAUCUUCGGUUCUGACCCUCUCGCGGCCGCCGACGUCCUGAAAUCAAAUGUGCACUUGCUCAACAAGCUGACAUACACCACGGCGGCCAUCCAAGAAACUCUUCGCUUGUAUACUCCUGCUACUUCCAUCAGGCAGGGGGGACCACACCUCUUCAUCAAGGAUCCCAGCACAGGCGACAUGGUUUCGACCGACGGUCUCACCAUCUGGAUCGAGUCGGUCUGUUUGCACCGCUCACGCAAGAUCUGGGGCCGCGAUGUCCACGACUUCCGCCCGGAACGCUUCCUAUCGCCGGAAAUUAGCAAUAUUGAUCCUAGGACGUUUCGACCUUUUGAAAAAGGGCCCCGUAAUUGUAUCGGACAGGAGCUGGCGAUGCUGGAAAUCAAGAUUGCUCUUGUGCUUGUGGCUCGGCUUUUCGACUUCAAGGCUGCGUAUGAUGAGCUGCAUUUGCUGGGGGGAGACGGUACGCUAUGGGCGAAGAACGACCGAGGAAAGCAGGGUGUGCAGGACGUUUGGGGAGACGAAGCCUAUCAGGUGCUCUAUGCGACUGCGAAACCGAGGGAUGGAAUGCCGAUGAGGGUGAAGAGGAGGGUAUGAGUCUACUUUCUGCUCACAUAUCUGUUUGCAAGGAAAAAUGCUGGUUUGGAUAAGAGGUCUUUUAUGGAGCUUUAUUUUCGGUUUGUGUAAGCUUGUUUAUGACUAUUUGAAGUGCCUCGAUAUGAUUCCAGGCAUGUGGAAAAGAAGAAGAACGUUACUUUCCCUAAUGUGCAGCCUCGCUGGGUUACCCCAAACGGGC
Molecule: messenger RNA, 2061 nt
Organism: Mytilinidion resinicola
Lineage: Eukaryota; Fungi; Ascomycota; Dothideomycetes; Mytilinidiales; Mytilinidiaceae
Product: cytochrome P450
Exons: 3
Coding region: 204-1862 (552 amino acids)
Molecular function (GO): oxidoreductase activity, acting on paired donors, with incorporation or reduction of molecular oxygen; monooxygenase activity; iron ion binding
Source: RefSeq, a predicted model, not a curated record